AUGAACGACCUCCUCCGUGGAUACCUCCUUAAUCGACCUGCUCUCACUUUGACCCUUGGAGUCUCGUCACUGCCAAAGUUAGGUUUUUGCACUGAUCCACCCACUUCGUUAGAUAUUGAAUAUUGUGCUCAAAUGGCGGUACAUCGAUUACCACGUCUCGUCCCCUUCCCUCGCCCCUUACACGGUCCCGUCCAACCAUCCCGUUCCCCCCGUCAACACCUUAAUAUCAACGACCUGCCACUCUACAUGCAUGACCGCCCCGUUGGCGGGCCCCCCUUCCCCUCUCCUUCGUAUAGGCAAGAGCAACAGAUUGCAGAAAACUUUCCCCUGCGCAGCUGGAAGACCCUCGUUGUCAGCCUGCAGAGCGGGGUGCACCACCAACCGUUGGGAUAUUGCGCCCUCAUCUCGUCCCUGCGACGGAUCCUCUGGGGUUUCUGUUCCAGAAUAGAAAACAUGACGAACAAGACGAUGGAGAUUGUGGAAAUGCAGUCGGCAUGUGGCCUCGGCGCUCACGUCUAUCGGAAAAAUGGCGAUAUUGACUUCCGCGUUGCCUUACCUUCACUCGUCCUCCAGUCCACUGUUCAUAUCACCACUAGUGCCGCGGGGCACGGGAACCCAAAGAACCCCGGGCCCGAUCGCCGUCAGCAGUUAAUCGGGCCUCCCUUCUCUGCCUCGCCCUCUGUACCUCUUUCCUCCAAAUUCCGACUGUCGGGCAGCCAUGGAUCUUUCGUGAGAGACAAGAACCAACAAGUGCCCAAUCACACAUGGAUCCGAGGCGUCCAAGUUGGUUUGUUCGAAAUCAGCUUUUGGCCACCCGCGAUUCCGCGGCAGCUAGCCAGCUACCGCAUCCCGAGGGCCGCGCCGGACCAUGACUCAAUGAGAUACCUCAUAUUUCAGAUGCCACCGCCAUUCUUUUCAAAUGUCCAGUCUCAGUCCUCCAACCUUCCCAGCCUAGGUCUUACCGCCCGCGGAUCCCCAAGACGGGUAGAGAAGGAUUGCGUAUGCGUGCCAAAAACGGAUGCCAACUCAUCAGGCGCCCAAGAUCGUCCAAGAAACCUGACCGCCAGUCCCCCCCCAAAGAUUGCUGAUACCAGCGUGCCAGCCCAAACCCCGUCGAUGCUCUAUACCGACCACCCAUACGACCUCCCUGAUUUACCCUGGAUCGCCAGAACGUGGACGAUCCCUUGGGACUGCCAAAAAUGCAAUGACCUCAUGGUUUACCUGCCCAUCAAUUCUGUUGUCUACCUAGGCUCUCACUCCAGACUCUUGAGCCCCAAAUUCAAUCUUUCACUCAUUGCCGCGAACUUCUCUAGUAGCACAACCAGGGAUGCCCUCUCACCAACCGGACACCGCCCAGUUCUUUCACCAGAAGAACCAAGAAAGCUGUUCACACAACAAUGCUCCGUACCCGCUCCGGGUUCCCGCGCCUGGGAUGAACCUCCUUGGUUUACGCGCGUGCCCCUGGCCUUUCACUGCCGCUCGCACCCUUUCCUGCCCGCCACCCGCCAGAACAGGAGCGUUAUUCAUGGUUGCAUCGAGAGCUUUGGCCCCCAUCGCGGCACGGCACGGAAAGGGGCGCUUGCAAUAAGGUCGUUCAUGCUAUGCGGUGCAGGCCUGGCCGUGGGCACGAACAUGUUUGAUGCCUUGAGUCCCAAUACUCGCAUCUUGCCCGAUAUCUCUCACUCUUCCAUUCUGUUCUGCAAUAUCUCCCGUCAUGCAUCUUCUCCUCAUCUCGCCAACACGAGGCCUCCCAGUGCACACGUUCACCUGCCUCAUCCUGCAAUUUACAAACAACGGAACGACAAAGCUCUCCAGUUCCUUCAAUUGCUUGGAAACCCCAGGGAUCAUCAUAUUAAUGCUGGCAAAGGGAUGAAAAACAACAGACGAUUGGUUCGUCACUUACCAGCCAACAAAGUCGCCGCCCUCCCCCUCAUGCGCCGAACAGCCUCUCUUUCACAUGUAGCACAAAGGUUCUCAUGCGCAGCAUCUGAUGUGGCGCACCUGUCACCAGAUGGCAUUCCUGCCGUCCUAGAGCUUAUGCGGCCAUCAACUUGA
This is a messenger RNA of Colletotrichum lupini, 2055 nucleotides long. RefSeq lists its product as uncharacterized. NCBI's taxonomy places the organism in Eukaryota, Fungi, Ascomycota, Sordariomycetes, Glomerellales, Glomerellaceae. The transcript is spliced from 19 exons. Bases 1 to 2055 code for a protein of 684 amino acids. The record is from RefSeq and is a predicted model, not a curated record.